UGUUGGUAGAGGGUGUUAUAAUUUUGGGAAACAUGCGAAAAAAGUAAUUUUUCAGAUCGAAAAAUAUUUAAAUAUUUACUAAUAUGUGAAUUUGAAAACUGGAAAUUUCGACAUUUACGACUUUCUCUAGCUUGUAGCGAUGUCUUUUGCCAAAUUCAAAAAUUUCUCAAAAUCAGAAAUAUUUUUCAUCAUUCUGAUAACCGUGUCGAUAAAAUCGCUUGCGUCCUCCAAUCUCAACCCCGAAAUUGAUAAUGACUGUCCGGGUUUCUCUUGUCCAAAAAUCCUCUGCGAUCUGAAGCGCAAAAAUGUGCAAGAUUUUUGUGAGAAUGUGCAAUGUUUUGGAAUUGAGGUGACGAGCUGUGCGAAUAUUACCCACGCCUCAGACAAGGGGAUGCUAAUCUAUGAAGAACGAUUAACAAUGUGUGGAUGUUGUCCGGGUUGUGCAAAGUAUCAGGGCCUUGAUGAAAAAUGCGAGCAAUAUCCUCUCCCUCCCACGCCAGACCCGGCUUGUACAGGAAUUGUAUGCCCAAUUUUGAUGAACACGUGCGCCCCCGGUCUGAUUUGUCCGCUGGUUGGUCCGAAUGCGAAAAAUUGCAGUUACAACUCCACUUCGCCGGAAGAAUCUGCCAAAUUGACCUCGUGCGGCGAUAAGCGCGCCCUCGCACUCCACGACGACCUCCACUGGACCCCGCAAUGUGAGAAGGACGGGUCGUACAGCCCGAAGCAGUGCAAAGGGUUGCGCGCUAAUGGAAUCUGCUUCUGCGUGAGUAAAGAAGGUGACCGCAUUUUCGGGACGGAAAAUCGACGCCAAGCGGAAAAUCAGACGUGCGCAUGUAGUCGGCAAGUCCACGAGCUUCGUGAAUCCGGUCACAUUGCCUCGUUUCACUGCACACCCGACGGAAACUAUGAGCCCCUCCAAUGCGACACGGACUCUGCCCUUUGCUACUGCGUGGAACCUAAAACCGGGAAAAUGACGGGGGCCGUCCUGCCGGAAAACGAGUGGAAAAAGCUGCCCUGUUUUUCCCUCAAUUUGACCAACUCUAAUCCCAAGUUCGGCUAUUACCGGGUGUGCGAGAGCGAAUGGGCGCCCGCACAAAAGUUGUCGCUUGAAGCGUCCCUUCACGGCUUGGAUGUCUGGUCAGGAAGGAGGCUCAAUUGCGAUUUCGAUGGGAGUUACGCCCCCGUGCAGAACAUCGAUAAAAUCACGAAAUGCGUCAACAAAGAUAGCACGCUCAUAGCUGCAUAUCACGAUACAGAGGGCAAAUUCGACACAGAUUGUCAAUGCGCCCGAGACGCAAUAAAAUCCUCGCAGGAAGGGAUCACGUUCGGGAAAAGGUGUGCCGCUACCGGAAAUUACGACAUGAUUUCACCCAUCGACCAAACCCAGCCACGCCGUUGGCGCUGCGUGGACCGAGAUGGAAUAUUUUUUGGGGAGGAUACCCCCGUCGAUGAUAAGUACAAAUGCUGCCUUUACGGGAAUUUGGUUACUUAUCCGCCCAGAAAUUGUGACAAGGAGCCGAUCGAGGUUCAAGAACAGUGCUACGAUCCGACGAAGGAUGACGAAUGGAAUGUAAACAAGACGAAGCCGUGCUAUUUUUGGGCGACGUAGUGGACGAAACAAUUAAAUAAUAAACCCAUAUUUUUCGCGUGUGUCAUCAGUUUCUAAAUAAAUUCAUAGAGAUUAAUCAUGUA
This is a messenger RNA of Folsomia candida, 1692 nucleotides long. RefSeq lists its product as uncharacterized. Lineage: Eukaryota; Metazoa; Arthropoda; Collembola; Entomobryomorpha; Isotomidae. The record is from RefSeq and is a predicted model, not a curated record. The transcript has 5 exons. Gene Ontology annotation, biological process: cell-matrix adhesion. Gene Ontology annotation, cellular component: basement membrane. The coding region runs from base 140 to 1609 and encodes 489 amino acids.